Molecule: messenger RNA, 480 nt
Organism: Cladophialophora psammophila CBS 110553
Lineage: Eukaryota; Fungi; Ascomycota; Eurotiomycetes; Chaetothyriales; Herpotrichiellaceae
Exons: 3
Coding region: 1-480 (159 amino acids)
Source: RefSeq, a predicted model, not a curated record
AUGGAUGGAACAAAAGCAUUACCGGCAGACAUAGGAGACACCCAAGAACUACGUCGUCGUCCCGGGCCAAAAUUGGCUCGAUGGAUUUGUGUGGCACCUGGUAUCAUCCGGCAGUUUGUCGCCAUGCAAUGCGGUAAGCUCGUCCAAGACAUCUACCGCGACCAUAACCCAGCAUGGAUCUGGAAUACCAAAGCUGCGAGGCUCGUCCAUGUCCACAUCCUGGACCCGGCUUCCUGCGAGGCUGUGACCCAUGUCGUCCCUCCGCCGCCGCCGCCGGACGCAAGAGGAUACAUCAAAGCGGGCGGCUCGUUCUUCGUUGUGGAAGAGCAGCCCGAGAACCGUGUUGACGGCGGAGACUUCGACAACGUCAAAUCUGUCUCGGUAAUGGACAAGGAUCAAGCUGUCCAGCCAGAAUCGUCGCUUGAUCCUACGCAGGCGACCCAGUGCAAAUGUGGGAUCAGGUUUUGUGACUGCGUGUAA